AUGGUGUCAUAUUUCUCCGCCAUCAACGUGCAGGACCCAGAGGUGUUCGAGAAGGAAGGGAGCGACAAGAUCGUGGGGGUGAGCAGCGUCCGCUUCGUGGCGAGGAGUACCGGGGAGGAGUUGCGACAUCCGCUGGCGCAGAUUGUGCAAGUGGAUUUGGAGAAGGGGAUGAUGACGGAGAUGAGGCUCCUGUAUUGGGAUGUGGCGGGGGUAAAUCAGGCGCUGGGGAUUUGA
Molecule: messenger RNA, 234 nt
Organism: Exophiala aquamarina CBS 119918
Lineage: Eukaryota; Fungi; Ascomycota; Eurotiomycetes; Chaetothyriales; Herpotrichiellaceae
Exons: 1
Coding region: 1-234 (77 amino acids)
Source: RefSeq, a predicted model, not a curated record